ACUCCUUGUGAGCACUCGGAGCCCGAUCCUGAUCGCACACCACAAAGGGGAUGUGGACACACUAGAAUCGAAUUCCCUUGUAAAAAUAUUUCCAACGUGGUGUCUUUUUAGAAGUGCAAUUCAUCCGCAGUGUCAUUGUUUUGGUUUUUUUUUUAAUUCACGAUGAAGGCUGUUCCUCCUGUCCACCCCCAGGACUCCUCCUCCAGCAGCAGGGAGCUCUCCCUCCAACAUAUGCCCAAGCACAGCUUGCACAUCUCCCGGUCCAAUAUGGAAGAGGAGGAGCGGUGCUGUUUGCAGUACGACAUGAACGACUGCUACAGCCGACUGAAGCGCCUGGUGCCGACUAUACCGCAGGAUAAGAAAGUCAGCAAAGUGGAGAUCCUCCAACAUGUCAUUGACUACAUCCUGGACCUGCAGUUGGCCCUGGAGACGCACCCUUCUCUGCACAAACAAGCCCCUCAGCGGCACGGAACCUGCGCUCCCCCUGCGUCCAACCCCGGCCGAACGCCGCUCACGGUGCUCAACACCGAGCGCCACCAGAGGACAUCAAUUGUCAAAAAACCUGAGGACUCAAUUUUAUGCCGCUGAGACACAUAAGCACCACAAUGGUGUGCAGGCUGCACAGAGCCCGCUCCAAAAGCCAGCAAAAGCUUCGCCAGGGACUCACAGCCAACUGGAGGCACAAUCACAACAAAAUUUGGAAACCACUGGAAGGACGUAAACUCGCAUAUAAUGAACAUUUUUUUUUUCUUCCAUAGAGCAUGGAAUUUGCAUAAGACCCCUUAUUUGUCCCUAUUCGACCACAUUUUUCUUUUUGGUAAUGAAGGAAAUAUUUUUUAACCCCAAUUAUGAAUGAUUUUUUUUUUUUUUUUUGUGAAAAAAGCGAGUCCAGUUUAAAGCUUUACUGAACUGCAAAAGUUGUUGUACAUUUCUUGUAGACAUCUAUUGUUUAAAAUAGAUGGUUUGUGUCGGGAUCUUAAAAUAUUUGAUAUUGUAAAAAAAAAAAAAAGGACAAUUCAAUUUGAAAACCAUUAAGAUUGUACAUAAAGAGAAAUAAAUGAUCUAUGGAAAAAAUAAUGUAUGUUAAAGGGAUACAUAUAUACUUCGAAUAGAUUAUUGUAAUUAUUCAGAUAUUUUUAUUAAAACCUUUUUUGUCGUUUUGUAAAUAUUGUGUUUCCACUUUGAAGUCUUUAGUCAAUGAAUGUGUUUUUUGUCCUCUCACAAUGAUAUCAGUUCACUUUGCAAAUAUGAAUAUGUAGCAUGUCGGGCUCAUUGAAGAGAUGUCAAACGUGCACUGAAGCAGGCCUCACUUUGUAGAUAAGCUUAUUUGCUCACUUGUUUUUAUACUCACUAACGAUGACUUUGACCCAUUUGGGGCAAUAGGCCACUCUGCUGCUUGAUGGUUGUUUGUUUUUUGUUUUUUUU
Molecule: messenger RNA, 1425 nt
Organism: Doryrhamphus excisus (bluestripe pipefish)
Lineage: Eukaryota; Metazoa; Chordata; Actinopteri; Syngnathiformes; Syngnathidae
Gene: id4
Product: inhibitor of DNA binding 4
Biological process (GO): negative regulation of transcription by RNA polymerase II; circadian regulation of gene expression; cell differentiation
Cellular component (GO): cytoplasm; nucleus
Molecular function (GO): protein dimerization activity; transcription regulator activity
Source: RefSeq, a predicted model, not a curated record